Molecule: messenger RNA, 4514 nt
Organism: Trichomycterus rosablanca
Lineage: Eukaryota; Metazoa; Chordata; Actinopteri; Siluriformes; Trichomycteridae
Gene: mims1b
Product: family with sequence similarity 210 member Ab
Exons: 4
Coding region: 110-928 (272 amino acids)
Cellular component (GO): mitochondrion
Source: RefSeq, a predicted model, not a curated record
CGUCCACGUCUGUACCUAGACAUGGCGCUGGACGAGGACACGAGGAGACGUUAGACUACCUCAUAUUUUCCACUUUUAUGCUGUAAGAGGAGGCCGGGUGCUGGAGAAGAUGCUGCAGCGAGUGCUCUACCCUGCCGCCGUGUCCCUGCGCUCUGUGUGCCUUGACCUCAGCUUCAGGGAUCCGCUCUACAGAUCACACAUCCGUAACGUAAACCUCUCCACUGUACGCUGCUUCAGCUCCUCCACCGUCAGCAGGACCCCGGAAUCUCACAAGACACCCACUAAAUUCAAACCGGCACCGAGCGCUGCUCAGAACCAUGCAGGGACACCGACGGAUACCUCACCACAAUGUGACAUCGACCCACUGCAGGACAAGUCUAUCGGCCUCUACCAGAGGUUUAAGAAGACCUUCAAACAGUACGGCAAAGUGAUGGUGCCUGUACAUCUCAUCACUUCUACAGUAUGGUUCGGGUCAUUUUACUACGCAGCCAUGAAGGGGGUGAACUUGGUACCAUUUCUGGAGUACAUUGGCUUACCUGACAAGGUGGUGAGCGUUCUGCGAGACUCUCAGGGUGGAUACGCGCUAACAGCCUACGCCAUGUACAAGCUCGCCACACCAGCCAGGUACACGGUGACGCUCGGCGGGACGUCUCUGUCGGUGCAGUACCUGCGGAAACACGGCUACCUGUCCACCCCUCCUCCGGUAUCGGAGUACCUGCAGGACAAAAUGGAGGAGACGCGGGGGAGAUUCACGGAAAAGAUGGAGGAGACGAAAGAGAAAUUCUCUGAAACCAAGGAGCUCUUUUCCGAGCGGAUGGAAGAGACUAAAGAGCGAUUCGCCGAAAAAAUGGAAGAGACGAAGGACAAGCUCGCCGAGAAACUGCAGGACACGAAAGACAAAGUGUCUCUACGGAAGAAAGCAGAUUAGUGAGUCGUGAUGCCUCUUAACCCAGCUCGCAGUCUAACUGGAAACCAGUUUAAACCAAAGGGCCUGAAAUGUCUUUUUUAGUUAUAAUGUUUGUGUCUGGAGCAGAAGUUUUUAACCACUAACUGGUGGACUAUUGAUUUUUUUGGGAUUAAAAAGGCUAUUUAACAAAAUAAUUAGCAAAAUUAACUUUUAAACCAUUUAAUUGCAAUUAGGUUCGUAAUUGGUCUGGGGCCCAACUCUGGACAGUCCAGCAAUCCAAGGGUCAGCAGGAAACUGUUGUAUAGACUACACUUGCUAUACAUCACUGAAACUUUAAUGUUUUACCACUGCUUUAUUCUGAUCAGGGUCGCGGUGGGUCCGAAAGGCCGUAAACACCCCGGACAUGUCACCAGUCCACACGGCUGAUACACACACACACUCACUUAGGGCAAUAUUAGGCCUGACUGCAUGUCUUUAAACUUUUCGGGGGAAACCGGAGCACCUGGACACGGGGAGAACAUGCAAACUUUACACAGAAUGAAACCCAGGCCCUUCUUGCUGUGAGGUGACCCCUAAAUGCUCACUUUGCUUCAGGUUAAAUUUAUUAAAAACUAGCUAGCACACCAGCACCGAGAUUCUGAAGUCCUUGGUUGGUUCGGGGUCCAGUGCUUGCAGGGAGGGAUGACUGGAAUAUGUGGGCGGGGUCCUCAAACGCUGUGUAAGCACCCGGAUUGGCGGACAGAGGCGCCUGUGCAGAGUGCAUAGGUGGGAAAGGGUUCCGCUAAGGGCUGCACGUGGGUCGGAGGAGGCGUGAGCAGCAAUAUACCUACAUCGACUCCCCAGCAGCGGAAGACAAAUCGACUACGAUAAAUUGGGAGUAUAAAACUACUUACACAAAUGUUAUUAACAGUUAAUUUGACCCUUUAAUGAGCCACAUUUUAAAAUGAAAAAAAGAUGCUUGUUUUUGAGUCUUAGCACCUCGUUAUUAGAUCAAUAUUAAAACCACAUCUCGUUCUGUCGUUGUUCUGUCUUCAUCUCAGCAUUAAACAGGCGCUUUUAUCCAAAGUGACUUAAUAUUUUGAGGGUACACACUGCAAGCAAUUGAAGUUUAAGGGCCUUGCUCAGGGGCCCUUUCAUUUUUUGAAAAUUACUUAAUUAAUCUGGAUUUUAGAGCUGUAUAAACAAGCUUUAUUGUUGGGCUAUGAUUCGGUAUAUUAUUGCUUUAUAAUGACAAAGAUGAGACAGCUUUAGGACAAAUCAAAUGCGUGUUUAUUGUUAAAUACAGAACAGAGCUAAGAUGCGCGUCUUUUCUCUAUUAAAAAAAGGUUUAAAUUUAGCUUCUAGCCUAGGCUAGAUAUACACUGUAAAACGAAAAAAAAAAGUGUUUAGGCUAAAUAUUUUAAAUGCACAUCUAAUCAAAAUAUGAUAAAAACAAUAGAAUAAAGAAUAAAGUCUGUAAGAGCUUAAACCUGCGUUAUCAUGCACGCUAGAAAAACCAACAUGUUCACCUGAUGUGGUUCCAGAGAGGAUCUGAGUGGGGUAGCGAUGUUCCCCGCGGCACUAAAACUCUCUCUGAUGGUGUGUGUGUGCUCGCUGCACUAAUACACACGUACUGUACCUGCAAGCGACUUUAGAGAGCAGAGGAGAUCUAGCCUGGUUGUCGCGCCACUAUUAACCAUCUAUUUAGUAGGUAUAAUUAACAUAACAAUAUAUACUACAUUUCAAGUUAUUAUUCGUUUCAAUACAUUUUUAUUCAACGAAAAAAUACAUUUAAAUCAUUCCAGCAAGCCAGCAAGAGAAUAUCUGCAGGCUGCAAUGCCAUAUUAACCGUCAUUAAGUGCUUUAGUACACCAAGGCUGUUUGAAUAUAGUCUAAAUUACAAGUAUUUUAUUGAGUGUGAACUCAAUUUGAUCAUUAAUAAACUUGCCUAUAAUUAAUGUUGCCAUUGUUUCCAUUUUAAAACACAAACUCUGACACUCGGCAGCAACGGAUGCGAACAGGUUGCGGGAAAAUGACGCUCUUAGAUCAUUUUCAUUAUGAAUUUAUUUAACAUUUAUUCAUUCAUUCCACAAGAUGGACCCUGCAACAAAAGAAAGAAAAAACGUGAACAUCGCGGUGUUGCGGUUGCUUGGCAUGCCCUGCGGUUGGCUGGUCUAUACCGCGGUAUUUCAAAAUUGCGGUUAGCGCGACAGCCCUAUCCUCCACCACCUGGGUUUUCUAUACGUGUCCAAAUCUUUCAGUUGUGUCGGCUGAUUAUAUUUAUGAUAUAUAUUUAACACAGGGUGCCUGGGUGACACAGGUUAAUUACACUAACUGACUAACACUGGGUUCCAGGCGUCUGUGAUGGAUUGGCGUCCUGUCCCGGGUGUGUUAUUGCAUCGUGCCCGGUGAAGAGCGGUAAAACACGAGAAUGAAAUCUUAUAAUUGCAGUAGUUUCUGUAUAAUGAAUCCACUGUCUGUAUAAGCGCCAGAUUUGAAUUCCCUACCACCUCGCCACCCGAUACCACUGCGUAUUUUAUAAUCCUGAUACAUUUUGUACUUUAGAAUCAUUUCUGGAGCUUUUUGGUUCUGAUUUAAUUUGCUGUGCUUUGAAAUGUCUUGUUCUACGUGAUUGGAAUUGCUUUUGGGUGGGAAAAUCAUGAACUAAAUGAUAGUGACAACUAUCAUACAUCGAGCAGAAUAUUUGAUAAUUGACGAUGCGACUUCUGAGGAACUGUUUAGCUCUCAAGUUCAACUGGCGUACCCUUACAAUCCGAACACAAGGCCUAAACUCAAACGAAAGCUGUCCAGUUGAUUUAAAAGCGACCCAUGUUGACUAUCCUUUCAUUCACAUCUAUGCACAGAACCGCUCAUGGCUGCAGGACAAAAAAAACCCACUUUUUUAACACACUAGUGUUUCCAGCUCAGUUUAAAGUUGUUUAGAACUCAACGCUCAGGUGGCACAGCGGUAAAAUACGUCAGCACACCAUCGUAUCGAAUCUCAGCUCUGCCAUACGUUUGGCUGUUGUUCAUCCAGAGGAGGGAGCCGGACCAGAGUUCCUCAUAACUGAUGCAGGUACGACCUCUGCUGGCGUCUGCACAGAGUCGGGGAAUAAUGCUGAUCAGGGUGUGGCUCUCCAUGCACAAAGCUGAUCUGCAUAUGAACGCGCCUUGUGCAGGUGAAAAGAUGCAGUCAGAUACUGCUACUCGUGUGUCAGUUCGCUCUCCUCGAUCGGGGGUCGGCACCAGUAGAGAGGAGGCAUAAAAAUUGGGAGAAAAUGCAUAAAAAAAAAGUUCUGUUUAGAACUCGAUUAGAUUAGAAACUAAUUUACUAAACUCAGUGUGAUUUUUUUUUCUACAUGACAAGAAAUGGAGUUAUUUACUAAUUAACUUGAAGAUUUUUAGCAGUGUUGUGUGUUUGAGACUCAUUUAAAGCUAUAGGUUUGUAUCUGUAUGUUGUGUAAAUUCAUGUUAUCUUGGGAUCGAGCACAUGGAAUAAAUUUAUUAAGAUUUUGUUGUUUUAAAGAUAAAAUAAUGAGCGGAUGAAACAAAAUAAUGACGUCUAAUAUACUAAUGUUUGCAAUAUACUGGUAACCUUAAAAUGAUUAAAACCCUUCAGGAAUCACAA